AAAAAUAAAAAGCAAAAAGGAAAAAAACGCUCGAAGAGAAAGAAAAAGAGGGAGAAGAGCAACGAAGACGGACCUGCAAAUUCUGCAGUCUCCACUGACACUUUCGAUCUUUCUCUCUUUUCACCUUCUGAAACCUUCAGUUUAUGGAAGGAGAUAAUCGUCAGAGGUAGCAUUUCCCUAUGCAUCCUAAGCGAUCAAGUCAAGGAGAUGGGUCAGUUACUAAGCCAGUUAGAAGCAGCGAUAGGCUUAGGAGGAGGCCCAAAUUGUAUAAUCGCCCAUACGGCUAUUACUUCACACCAAACACGUUACGUAAUAGGAAACGAAACACAAAGACAAGAACGGCAGCCUCGCAAAUCGCAAAGAUGCUGCAUAAAGGGAACCGUCCAGCACGGGCAUCAAAUGCCACGCCAAUUGCAUCCGACCUCCGGCGUUCCACGAGAAAGAGAAGAAUUUCUGUGAAUCUUGAGGACUAUACUGACAGUUCUGGGGCGGAAGAUGAAGAUAUGAUGAGUCCAGCAUAUCGAACUGUGAGGAGGAGAGGCAAUAAUGGAGUUCAUCAAAAUUUCUCAACUUCAAAAAGUAGAAAGGCCAUGGAAACUGAAUCGACACCACGACGUGAAGGUCUCCGUCCUCGUCGUUCAAAGAUCAUUGCUAAUAAACGACUGAAAACAGAAUCUGGCGCCAAUCAAGAUACAUCAGAAGAGAAAGAUGGCCAAGAUGAAACCGAAAAUGGAAAUGAAUUAGAUGACCAUGAUGCUGAUGAUGGUGAAAAUGAGGUUGAGGGUGAAGACGAGGGUAAUGGUGAAGAUGAGGGUGAUGGCGAAGAUGAGGGAGAAGAAGAAGAUGGUGAUGAUGAUGAAGAGGGUGAUGAAGAACAGGAGGGAAGGAAGAGAUAUGAUCUGCGAAACCGUGCUGAAGUGCGUAGGAUGCCUACAGAAGAAAUGAACAAGCAACAACAAUCUAGAUCUCCUCGGAGAGUGUUGCAUCAAGGCAUGGGCACCAGGGUUGGAAGGGACGUUAGGAGAGGUGGGUCUCGGCUUCACAAGCGCAAUCGCUUUACAAGAACAGAUGAUUCAGAUGACUCUCUUCUUGUGGAUGAGUUGGACCAGGGCCCUGCGAUUCCCUGGGCUCGAGGUGGAAAUAGAUCUGGACCACCUUGGUUAUUUGGGGGUUUGGACACGUACGGGUCAAGUUCAUUGGGAUUGAAUGUUGGAGCUUCUGGUUGGGGUCACCAGAGUGAUGGUUUAGCUGCAUUAACUUCUGGUGCUCAGACUGCUGGGCCAAGCUCUAAAGGAGGUGCAGAUAUUCAGCCACUGCAGAUUAAUGAGAAUAUAAAUUUUGACGACAUUGGUGGGCUGUCCGGAUACAUUAAUGAUUUGAAAGAAAUGGUUUUCUUUCCGUUGCUGUACCCUGAGUUUUUUGCAAGUUACAACAUUACUCCUCCUAGAGGUGUACUGCUGUGUGGUCCUCCAGGCACUGGUAAAACGCUGAUUGCUCGAGCAUUGGCAUGUGCUGCUUCAAAAGCUGGACAGAAAGUUAGCUUUUAUAUGCGAAAGGGUGCUGAUGUCCUUAGCAAGUGGGUUGGUGAGGCUGAGAGACAACUUAAGCUACUCUUUGAGGAGGCUCAGCGUAAUCAGCCUUCGAUAAUCUUUUUUGAUGAAAUUGAUGGCCUUGCUCCUGUUAGAUCUAGCAAACAAGAACAGAUACAUAAUUCUAUUGUUUCAACUUUGCUGGCGCUGAUGGAUGGCCUUGAUUCUCGUGGUCAAGUUGUUCUCAUCGGAGCAACAAACAGGGUAGAUGCAAUAGAUGGAGCACUACGCCGCCCUGGCAGAUUUGAUCGGGAGUUCAAUUUUUCUUUACCAGGCUGCGAAGCACGAGCUGAAAUAUUGGAUAUUCACACUCGUAAAUGGAAGAAUCCUCCUACUAGGGAGCUGAAAGAGGAACUGGCAGCUAGUUGUGUAGGGUAUUGUGGUGCUGAUCUAAAAGCUUUGUGUACUGAAGCUGCCAUUCGUGCUUUUCGUGAGAAAUAUCCACAAGUUUAUACCAGUGAUGAUAAAUUUGCUAUAGAUGUUGGGUUGGUUAAGGUUGAUAAGAAGCACUUUGUAGAGGCAAUGUCAGCUAUUACUCCUGCUGCCCAUAGAGGGUCUGUUGUGCAGUCCAGACCACUCUCUCCGGUUGUAUUGCCAUGUUUACAUCGACACCUCCUUGAAUCCAUGAGUUUAAUAGCAGAUAUUUUUCCCUCGUCAGCCAUGUCGUCAGAGUUGACCAAGCUGUCAAUGCUUUCAUUUGGAUCCGCAAUUCCUCUCGUUUAUCGUCCUCGACUUCUGCUGCUUGGUGGUGAAGGAGUUGGACUGGAUCAUCUUGGGCCUGCUAUUUUACAUGAGCUAGAAAAGUUUCCUAUCCAUUCUCUGGGACUUCCAUCUCUUCUUUCGGAUCCUGGUGCAAAGACCCCGGAGGAGGCGUUAGUACAUAUAUUUAGUGAAGCUAGGAGAACAACACCUUCAAUACUUUACAUACCGAUGUUUAAUAAUUGGUGGGAAAAUGCGCAUGAACAGCUUAGGGCUGUAUUUCUGACUUUGUUAGAAGAGUUGCCAUCAAAUUUACCCAUAUUAUUACUUGCUACAUCUUAUGGUGAAUUAUCUGACAUGGAAGAGCAGUCAGUAUUUGACAAUCGAUCUGUCUACACUGUGGACAAACCAUCAAGAGAAGAUAGGUCUUUGUUCUUUGAACGUUUGAUUGAAGCUGCUCUCUCAGUCAUUUCGGGCUUAAAUGGCAAACCUGAUGGACCACAAUCUCUUCCAGAACUUCCCAAGGUUCCAAAAGCACCUACUGGUCCAAAACCCGCAGAAAUAAAAGCCAAGGUGGAAGCCGAGCAACAUGCCCUUCGUCGAUUGCGUAUGUGUCUCAGAGAUGUUUGCAAUAGGAUACUAUAUGAUAAAAGAUUUAGCGCAUUCCACUUCCCAGUUACUGACGAGGAUGCUCCAAACUAUCGCUCAAUAAUUCAAAAUCCAAUGGAUACGGCUACUCUGCUGCAGCGUGUCGAUGCUGGGCAAUACCUCACAUGUUCACCAUUCUUGCAAGAUGUUGAUCUCAUUGUGAGAAAUGCCAAGGCUUACAAUGGAGAUGAUUACGCAGGAGCGAGAAUUGUCAGUAGAGCCUAUGAGCUUCGAGAUGUGGUGCAUGGGAUGCUGUCGCAGAUGGACCCAGCACUGCUAACAUAUUGUGAUAAGAUCGCAGCACAAGGUGGCCCGUCACAGAUACCAGAUGAUCUGAGUGGGUCUAUCCUUGGUUUAGCUCCCGUGGUGCAGAUGGGGACUGUUACUAGAGCCAGUGCCCGACUUCGAAAUGUGCAGCCAGAGGUUAAUUUAGAUAGAGAUUAUGAAGGUCUUAAAAAGCCCAAGAAAACCGCUGAUGCUAGCUGUACAGAUUCAGCUGCAGACAAAUUACCUCACCAAGAUUCAGGGCAAGAGAUGACAUCUCCGGAAGCAGGCAACUCAAACACAUCAGCUCCUUGUUCAGCAGAAGAAGGUGAUAAAGAAGAUGAAAGCGAGCUGCUGAGAAAAGAGGAGGCUUGUGGGGAAGAAGUGGGUUUAGGUGAUUGUUCCCGAGAUUCUGUUAAGCCAGACGAAGAAACUUCAAGCAGAAUAGAAUCAGUAAAGGGACUGCUCAUGGAGCGUACUGAGAACUACAGCAUUCCGCAGAUGGAGAGGGUUUAUACUCGAAUCAUGAAGGGUGUUUUGGAGACUUUGGACAAAGAUCUUCGUGAUGCUGAUAAAAGCCCUAAGCAUUCAAUUUUGAGAUUUUUGUCGGGAUUCGCUCAGCAUCAGGCGAAUUUCUGAGGCUAAAAUUUUCUUAUAUCGGUCACUAGGUUUAGAUUUGCCAAGGAAAGAAUGAAAGGAACACAAAUUUUAUUUUUUUUUCAAUCCGCAUAUCUCUUUGACUGAAAAAGUUGCAAGAUCAAAAAUUAGAAGUUAGGAUCUUGUAAAGUGUCGAACUUGCACCUUUAAAUCGGAAACAAGCUUAAAAGCCAGCUAAAAAAUAUUUCUCAA
Molecule: messenger RNA, 4049 nt
Organism: Eutrema salsugineum
Lineage: Eukaryota; Viridiplantae; Streptophyta; Magnoliopsida; Brassicales; Brassicaceae
Product: ATPase family AAA domain-containing protein At1g05910
Exons: 11
Coding region: 180-3839 (1219 amino acids)
Biological process (GO): positive regulation of transcription by RNA polymerase II
Cellular component (GO): nucleus
Molecular function (GO): histone binding; ATP binding; chromatin binding
Source: RefSeq, a predicted model, not a curated record